This is a messenger RNA of Sceloporus undulatus (fence lizard), 765 nucleotides long. RefSeq names its product NK6 homeobox 3 (gene NKX6-3). Gene Ontology annotation, molecular function: DNA-binding transcription factor activity, RNA polymerase II-specific; RNA polymerase II cis-regulatory region sequence-specific DNA binding. Gene Ontology annotation, biological process: regulation of transcription by RNA polymerase II; cell differentiation. The record is from RefSeq and is a predicted model, not a curated record. Gene Ontology annotation, cellular component: nucleus. NCBI's taxonomy places the organism in Eukaryota, Metazoa, Chordata, Lepidosauria, Squamata, Phrynosomatidae.
AUGGACUCCAAUCUGCAGGGGACGUUUCUACUCAACAACCCUUCUCUCUCCACUUUCCAGGAGGUUAAAGCACCAAUGUGCCAGUAUUCGGUGCAAAACUCCUUCUACAAGCUCAGCCCAACAGGGUUGAGUGCUCAGCUGGCAGCUGGCACACCGCAUGGCAUCAGCGAUAUCCUAAGCAGGCCAGUGGCUGCUCCAAACAGCAGCCUGCUGUCUGGCUACUCCCACGUUGGCGGAUUCAAUGGAUUGGGAACCCAGAGUAUUUACUAUGGGUCCCAAGUGGGCAACUUUUCCAAGGCCGGGAGCGAAUAUGCAGCCAGGGGCAGGAACUGCUGGGCAGACACAGGGCAAGAGUGGCAUGGAGGUCGGCCAUGUGGCAACGCCACAGGGCACAUGGGUGAUGGCCUCCACAAGAAGAAGCACACACGGCCGACCUUCACAGGCCACCAGAUCUUUGCCUUGGAGAAAACCUUUGAGCAGACCAAAUACUUGGCUGGGCCUGAGCGGGCGCGACUGGCAUAUUCCCUAGGCAUGAGCGAAUCCCAGGUGAAGGUGUGGUUCCAGAACCCGACUAAAUGGGGAAGAAGAGUGCCGGGGCCAUCUUCCUCCUCUCGCGCAGGGGCUGGACCGGGCGAGCGCUCCGUUUCGGAUGAGGACGAUGAGUACAACAAACCCCUGGACCCUGACUCAGACGAGAAGAUCCGACUCCUGUUGCGCAAACAUCGGGCGUUUUCCGUUUUAGGGCUGGGCUCUCAUAGUGGCUGA